This is a messenger RNA of Sparassis crispa, 432 nucleotides long. RefSeq lists its product as hypothetical. NCBI's taxonomy places the organism in Eukaryota, Fungi, Basidiomycota, Agaricomycetes, Polyporales, Sparassidaceae. The record is from RefSeq and is a predicted model, not a curated record. The transcript has 4 exons. Bases 1 to 432 code for a protein of 143 amino acids.
AUGUCUGGCUCGGUGGAAACCAAGAAAGUGUUCCUUUCCUCACCUCAAUACGCUGUCGUAGGCGCGUCGAAAGACCAGACCAAGUUUGGGACGAAGGUUCUGAAGUGGUACCUCGCUCGCGACUUGAGUGUUACCCCUGUGCAUCCUAAAGAGGACACGCUCGAAGGUGUAAACACCGUUCGCAGCCUAGGGGAUUUGCCUUCGCCGGCUGAUACAUCCAUCAGUAUUAUUACAAAUCCUAAGAUUACUCUGGGGAUCCUCGAACAGGCGAAAGCCCUCUCUAUCCCCGCCCUCUGGCUCCAGCCCGGUGCGGAGGACGCAGCCGUCGUCUCUUACAUCAAGGACAAUGGUCUCGAGAGCAAAGUCAUCUAUGGCGGGCCGUGCAUUCUCGUAGAGGGCGACGGUAUCAGGGAGACUCUGGCGAAGCUGUAA